GCACGCAUCUUUUUUCACUCAGCUUAAAACCUGAAAAAAUUUUCCAAUUCUGGCUGUUGUUGGUGUUGUUCUGAUCAUAACUGCGCACAAUAUACCGAUGGGAGACACCGCCGGCAACAGCAACAACGAUAACAGUAAAACGACGUCAUUUUCACUUCCUCCAGGUUGCCGAUUCUACCCUUCUGAAGAACAGCUUCUCUGUCAUUACCUUACUAACAAAAACGCAUACGCGGAUGAAACCGGUAAUCCAUUUGGUUAUGAUUUUAUAAAAGAACUAGAUUUGAACGAGUGCCAACCUUACGAGUUACCGAAGAAGGCGUGUUAUGCGUACGGCCGCGGAGGAAGGAAGAGGCACUGGUUCUUUUACUGUAAAGCAAGGGUUAGAAAUGGAAGAAAUAGUUGGAGGGCCAAGAAUGGGUAUUGGAUAAAGAAAGAGAGAAUUAGGAAGGUAGUGAAGAAUAAUAGUAGAGGGAAGGUUAUUUUAGGUAGCAGAGCGAGCUUCGUGUUCUGUUUGGGCGAUUCUCUAGAAACAGCCGUGAGGACUGACUGGGUCAUGCAUGAGUAUGCACUUGCUCACCACGUCAAGACCUCUUUUGUCCUCUGCCGAGUAUUUGUAAAGUCUCAUGGUGGAAAUAGCUUAUCAGAGAUUGGUUUAAGUUCUGUUGCAGAAGAAAGUGUUUCUGCUGUGCGUCAUAUCGGCGUUCAGCAUGAUGGAUAUCUUACACCUGACAUUGUCAAAGUUAAAGAGCAUGAUGACAAACCUGUUGACUGGAAAAAAGAUACAUCGGAAAAGCAAAUGCAAUUGGUUGGUUCAUCUGGGUUUGCUAGUGGUGGUAUGUUUGUUGAUGUUGAUGCAGCCCAGCAAUCACUAUCAAUCCUGGAGGAAGAUUAUAUAGAGUUGGAUGAUCUUGGGCAUUGAUUGUACAUGAAAGCUUUGAAGAAUGUGUGGACACCAAUCAAGAUAUGUGAAUUGUGUUACUGUUGAUUAGUGCAAAAUAUGAUGAAUUAAGUUGCUGUUGAAAAAAAGAAUGAGGUGAAUUAUGUCACUGUUGAUACUAUGGGAACGAGGUGAAUUAUGUCACUGUUGAUACAAUGGAAAUGAGGUGAAUUCAGUUUCUGCUGAUAUAAUGGAUCUGAGAUUGGAUCUAACUUCCAGCUAAAGAUAAGGGUGUUCAUGAGCCAGCCAUAAAAUUACAAGCAGUCUAUAUAUUGAAGUAAACUUCUGAGAAUUUGUAGCGGGACUGUUUUGCCUUUUAAGAUUGCUCUUAAUGUCGAAGCCCUAAUAAAAAAGAUAAAGAGCUUGAUUGAUUGGAUGGUGGCCAGUUGAAAGCAAUUUUAUGUAUCAGCUGCUUCACCCAGCUGCGUGUUCAUCUUAAGUUUUGUCUGUUUAUGGUGGAGUUCUUUAUCAUUCUCAUUGUUGGAAUAAUUAGCUUUUCCCCCUCAUUACUCUGAAUCUUGCUUCAACAAGGCAUCUGUUCCUUAAAGCUGUUCUGUUUUAUGCUUAUGAACUUUCUUUGUGCAGAGGUAGAUAAAGUUAUCUCAAUUGUGGAUUUUUCUGGAAGGCCAACUUACUGCUUUGGCUGAUGAAAUUAUCGUAAGUUGGAUUCUAGAAAUGUUCUGCUGUGGGGGCCAAUUGAGAUUCUUCAAGUAUGGUUCCUUAGUGUUUACUUUCCUACAGCAGACCUGUUAGAAUGGAACUUUUUAUAUUAUGCUGUUUCAUGAGAUGGUGACAAAUCAUUUAUAAUUACCUGAACUCGAUAAUAAUUAACUUGUCGUGAUUGACUUAUUCA
Molecule: messenger RNA, 1790 nt
Organism: Mangifera indica (mango)
Lineage: Eukaryota; Viridiplantae; Streptophyta; Magnoliopsida; Sapindales; Anacardiaceae
Product: NAC domain-containing protein 83-like
Exons: 4
Coding region: 98-919 (273 amino acids)
Biological process (GO): regulation of DNA-templated transcription
Molecular function (GO): DNA binding
Source: RefSeq, a predicted model, not a curated record